Messenger RNA from Entamoeba nuttalli P19, 1848 nucleotides. RefSeq lists its product as hypothetical. The record is from RefSeq and is a predicted model, not a curated record. NCBI's taxonomy places the organism in Eukaryota, Evosea, Mastigamoebida, Endamoebidae. The coding region runs from base 1 to 1848 and encodes 615 amino acids. The transcript has a single exon.
AUGAGUCUGAGCAUUAAGAAUAAGGGGAAAGAAUUUAGUUUAGAAGAGCUCCAAAAAAAAAGAGAAGAACUUGGUCAUCAGGUAACUCUUAUAGAAAAUGAGAUUAACUCUAAAGAAAAAGAAAAAACAACGUUAAUUGAUUCAAGAAUUAAAGUAGAGACUGAAAUUUAUAAAAGACAACUUUAUCAAAGAAUAAUUAACGAAGAUGAGUUAGAGAGAGAAGUUAACUCUUUAAGAGGACUUAAAGAAAUGGAUAAAUAUAAUUCUAAAUUAAAUGAGCAAAUAAAUGAAUUAAAAGAACAGUACUCAAACAGUAAUUAUCUUCUUGAGAAGUUUAGAAAGGACAAAGAUAUUUCUGAAAAUUUGUUGAAAAAAACAGUAGAGGAAUGUGAUUUCUUUAUAAGAAGAUUUGACGAACAAUCACAAAUUGUUUCUUAUCAAGAGGUUUAUUUAAAACAUUUAAAUUCUAUUAAACAACUAUUAAUAAAACGUAUGAAUUUACCAAAAAAAACAAUAAUAGAAUCAGUUAUUCUUACAAGGAUAAUAAAAUAUAUGGGAGUUGCUGAUGAAUUAAAAAAGAUUAUGCUAAUAUCUAAAAGAUUUCAACAAGCUGUUUUAGCACGUCAUGUAAAUUUCUAUUUUUCAAGUGAAAAGAGAGAGUUUAUGAGAGAAUUAUUGUUGUUUCCAGUAAUACGUGAAUUGACAUGUGACAAUUAUUUUCUUGAUACUUUUUUAUUAGAAGAUAAAGGAAAUGAAAUUUUAGAACGAAUUAGAAACGUUGAAACUUUACGUCUUCGUGUUACUAUUCCAUUUACUUUUAAAUUUCGUGAUAUAUUACCAAAGGCUGAAGUUGUUGAUUUAACUAUUUCAAUGCAACAUUAUUCACCUGGGUGUAUUUCAGGGAAUAUAAAACUUAAAAUACUCAGACUUGACCUUCAACACACUACAUAUGAUAAUCAUCUUUUAAGUGCAAUUAAAGAAUUAGAAUCAUUAGAAUUAUUGGAAAAAGUAAUUAUUAAAGCACCACUAAGUGAUAUUACCUCUAAAUUAAAAGGAUUAAAAAUGAAAUCUAAUCCUGAAUUUGUGUUAAAAGCAAUGCUUGUAAAUGAAAGUACAAUAAAAGAAUUAAGAACAAUUGAAACUGAAAAAAUUACUGUAUGUGUUUGUGAUGAAAUAGUUGACAUUUCAGUAUUACCAUAUAUUACUAGAAAUAAAGUAGUUGAAGGUAAAAAUCAAUUAAGAUUUGUAUUAACGCCAACAGGACUAUUUCAAUUUGCUGCUAAUGAAACAUUAUUAAAUAAAACUAUUAUUGAAAAAAUGCUUCCAAAAAGUGUAGUAGUCUCUACAAGAAAACCAGAAGAAAGAAGAAUUAAUUAUAUAAGUGGAUAUGUUGACUAUAACUGGGAUAGUUUAGUAUCAAUAUCAUUUAACAAAAUUAAUUUUACUGAAAUAUUUCCACAUUUAGGAGAUAACUUAGAAUUAGUUAACUUUGUUGAAUGUGUAUUCCCAGAAAGUCUUUCUUUUCCAAAAAAAUUAAAUGCCUUAACUCUACAAAGGUGUUCUGGUGUUAAAAUUAUUCAUCUUCCAAAUUCUGUUAAAAUAGUUUCAUUAAAACAAAUACCUUCAUUAGAAUGUGUUUGUUUUGAUACAAAGGAUAUGAAUAUUCCUUUAUUAAAGAAUCUAGUAUUUGAAGGAUGUCCUUUUUUAGGCAAAACUGCUUUACCAUAUUCAUUAACAACACUAAAUGUUAUGGAUUGUAAAAAUUUUAAAAUUGUUAAUUGCUCUAAGAUUAAAUUAUUUAAUACUUCAAUAUGGGAAUAUCUUUUGAAGUAUGGAAUUGUUGAUUGA